CCCCUUGCGAUAUAAUCGCCACGACUCUCCAACCAACCGCCCCACAUUUAUAGCCAGCGCCGUAAAGUCAACAAGAUGGUAAAUUUGGGUGAUGUCUUUCCGAAUUUUGACGCAGAUACGACGAGUGGGAGAAUAAACUUUCACGAAUGGUUGGGUAAUGACUGGGCCAUAUUAUUCUCUCAUCCGGCGGACUACACACCUGUCUGUACAACAGAAUUAGGACGAGUUGUUAAACUAGUUCCUGAAUUCCAGAAACGCAAUGUUAAGUUGAUUGCCUUGUCGUGUGAUGAUGUCAACAGCCAUAAUGGAUGGGCUAAGGAUGUAUUAAGAUUUGCUGAAGAUAAAUCGGGUACUCUACCCUACCCUAUCAUCGCUGAUACAGAUAGAAGUUUGGCCGUAAAGCUAGGAAUGGUUGAUCCAGAUGAAAGAGAUGCCGCUGGAAUGCCGCUAACUUGUAGAGCUGUAUUUAUAAUUGGACCAGGUAAAAAGUUAAAACUAUCCUUGCUCUACCCAGCUACAACAGGUCGCAAUUUCGAUGAGAUAUUACGUGUUGUCGACUCGUUACAAUUAACAGCUACACAUAAAGUGGCCACUCCUGUAGAUUGGAGGCCUGGUCAGGAAUGUAUGGUAGUGCCAAGUGUGUCCAAGGAAGAUGCUGCUAAACUGUUCCCUAAGGGAGUAAAGACAGUGGAGGUACCAUCGGGAAAGAGUUAUCUUAGAUUCACACCAGCACCUUAAAGAUAUGAUUUUUACCUACAUCUGUUAAACUUUUAUAAUAAAUAGUUGAUAGUUAAUAGCAUAAUUGUAGUUUUAUGGUGAAAGGAGACAGAAACCGUAUUAUUUUUAAUCUUGUUUAGCUUAAAGAUUUCUUUUAAAAAUAACAUUAAUACCAGUAUUAUAUGUAUACAAGAAUGCGCUGGUGUCGGAAAGGCUGACUAGCUUUUACCAUUUGUUAUUGAUCUACAACUCAAGAUAGUAUUAGAACUCACCGAUUAUUAUUUUGAUGUUUUGUUCUUCGUGUGGCGUUCCAGUAGAGCGACCUUUGUAUAAAUGUUUAGCCGUUGUGCGUUUUGAAAUUAAAGAAUUGUGGACCAUUAAAGUUUGUUUUUUUAGUCUAUUGUUAAUUUCUGAAUAUUAUCAUCUGUCCACCUCUAUACAGGGAAAAACUUGUAUAAUAUGAUCACGUAUCCAUCGAGGAGAUGAGUCAAAUAGGAUUCAUGAAUUACAUCUGUUGCUUUUUUUGUUAUUAUGCUGGUUAGAUUAAAAUAUAUAUUAUUUUCUAUAA
Patella vulgata (common limpet) is the source of this 1285-nucleotide messenger RNA. Its product is annotated as peroxiredoxin-6. Bases 76 to 738 code for a protein of 220 amino acids. Gene Ontology annotation, biological process: cell redox homeostasis; cellular oxidant detoxification. Gene Ontology annotation, molecular function: peroxiredoxin activity. The transcript has 6 exons. Lineage: Eukaryota; Metazoa; Mollusca; Gastropoda; Patellidae. The record is from RefSeq and is a predicted model, not a curated record. Gene Ontology annotation, cellular component: cytosol; mitochondrion.